UUUAUUCUAUGCCUCACUCUGGGAGAGAGGACCCCUCCAUCAUUGCAGAAAGUGAAGUUAGAAAGGAGAUUCGUAGUAAAAGUGAUUGUGAAGAAGAAGCUGAUAACGAUGUAGGGAACCUCAAAAAUGUUUUAGAUAGCAAUAGUAACCGAGAAAGAAGCAGUAGAAAUAAUCAUUCAAAAAAUUUAUCGAAAAAUUCAAGGGGAAGCGGUAGCGAAAUAAAAACUUUGGACGAAGAAGUAAAGAGGGAUAAAAGAAGAGGUAGGAGUAAGGAUAGAACUCGUAAAGGAAGGGAUAAAAGUAUAAGCUCAAAUAGAAGCGAAAGUCAAUCUAGAAGCGCUAGCAGUGGCAAAAGACAGAAAGCAAGUCACCAUAAAGAAAAGGGAUACUCUGCUUCAGGGAGAACAGGGAAAAGAAGUAGAAGUAAAAGGAAAUACGAUUCACCCUAUCGAAGUUCUUCCAGAAGACGUUAUAAAGAUAAACGGAAUUCCAGCCGUAGCCGAAGUCGUGAUAGGUGGCAUCGUAGUCGAUAUGACAGUGAACGAAGUAAAGUUGAAAAACGCAGCCAGGAUAAAGCUAAAUAUGCCAAAGAUUCAAAAUCUUCUCCUUCCAAGCAUCAAUCUUUUAUGAAAUCUUCCAAACCUAAUUUUUAUAAUAACGUAGCCCAAAGAAAUGAAAAGAGGAAGCUGUUGUGGGCCAAAAAAGAGGCCUCUCAAACCGGUUCUUUUAAUCAAUGGGAGGCUACUCAAUUUGAUGAUGACGCUGGAAGCAAGAAAGCAAAAUUUUUAAAGCUUAUGGGAAGUAAAGUUAGUCCUUCGGCUUCAAAUCAAAUAGCGCUAACCUCUUCAAAUAAAUUGUAUAGCGCAACUAAUAAUAGUUUAACCGUCAAUGAAGAUUUAGAAAAACAAUUUGAAAGCUCGACGAGGCGUUUGUAUUUAGGAUCAUCUGGCCUCGGAAAUUAAUAAUUUUCAAAU
Zophobas morio is the source of this 974-nucleotide messenger RNA. RefSeq names its product arginine/serine-rich coiled-coil protein 2-like. The transcript is spliced from 2 exons. Lineage: Eukaryota; Metazoa; Arthropoda; Insecta; Coleoptera; Tenebrionidae. The coding region runs from base 9 to 962 and encodes 317 amino acids. The record is from RefSeq and is a predicted model, not a curated record.